AUGGAAAAAUAUAAUAAAAGAAUCUCACAAGCAAUUUUAUGUACAAAAGCAUUUAUUCCUAAUACAUUCUACAAAAGCACAAUAAUUACUGCAUUCUACAAGUACUUCACAGCCACAAUAAAUGAGUAUCACGGGCUACAAGUCCGUCAACUUCGCCGGUUGGGGCCCCACAGCCAGCCCAUCAGAAUCAAAACCACUCCACUUCUGAGGAACCCUAGGCGAUCAUCUCUCUACUAUGUCAAUCUCCUCGCCAUCAGAGUCGGGAGAAAGGUCCUCGACAUUCCCCCAUCCGCCUUCGCCUUCGACCCCAACACCGGCGCCGGCACCGUUUUCGAUUCAGGGACGGUGUUCACGAUCCUGGUGAAGCCGGCGUACGUGGCGGUGAGGGACGAGGUGCGGCGGAGGAUGCGAGGCGCGACGGUUACGUCGCUGGGAGGGUUCGACACGUGCUACAGCGGGGCGAUCAGCCUGCCGACGAUGACGUUCAUGUUCUCGGGGAUGAACGUGACGCUGCCGCAGGAGAACUUCGUGAUCCGGAGCAGCGCGGGGAGCACGGCGUGCCUGGCGAUGGCGGUGAACUCGGCGCUGAACGUGAUAGCGAGCUUCCAGCAGCAGAACCACCGGAUCCUGAUCGACGGGGCCAAGUCGAGGCUCGGGGUGGCGCGUGUAGCUAGAUUUGUUUUUUAUGCGGCGUCGGUGCCGACAGUGAAAUUUCGGCGUUCACGGGUUUGGACUUUGGGUUAG
Messenger RNA from Salvia splendens (bonfire salvia), 744 nucleotides. RefSeq names its product aspartyl protease AED3. Gene Ontology annotation, molecular function: aspartic-type endopeptidase activity. NCBI's taxonomy places the organism in Eukaryota, Viridiplantae, Streptophyta, Magnoliopsida, Lamiales, Lamiaceae. The record is from RefSeq and is a predicted model, not a curated record. Gene Ontology annotation, biological process: proteolysis. Bases 1 to 744 code for a protein of 247 amino acids. The transcript has a single exon.